Messenger RNA from Acanthaster planci (crown-of-thorns starfish), 4916 nucleotides. Its product is annotated as major vault protein-like. Lineage: Eukaryota; Metazoa; Echinodermata; Asteroidea; Valvatida; Acanthasteridae. The record is from RefSeq and is a predicted model, not a curated record. Gene Ontology annotation, cellular component: nucleus; cytoplasm.
AAUUGCUAGAACGUUCUUUUCACCUAAGACUGUGAUUACUGAUUAGUUAGUCAGAAUAAUAAAAUCUCCUUGACCAUUAAUGUCAUAUGCCCAACCAAGUUCACUAGUGGUUUCAUCGGUCAAGGGUCGAAGUUAGGAGCUAGCUAAGUAAGUCUAGUCAUUUACCACAUUUACAUGUACGUCACUGCCAUGGUGAACUCCCUUGUAACGUUCCUCCCGAAACUCGGCUCGGAAAGAUUUUAGAACAAACUCUUCUUUCCUUAUCUUCGCGGCGACGCUGAGUGCAUUCUGCAGAUAGAGCAAUAGAAAUGGCAGGAGUUGUAAACAUUGGACCUGUGGAUUUUGUGCACAUUUUAGACGUGGAAACCAACAUAACUCGUCUUGAAGUGGGUCCCCAGAGACUUAUGCUUCUGAAUAAUGAGAAGUUAGUGGCUGGACCUAUUCCAUGUGUUAUUGUUCCACCAGGUCAUUACUGUAGAGUCAAAGAUCCCAUGAGUCAUUAUGAGGAGGGGGUGCAGUGUGAGUUGAAACAUGGACAGGUCGAAAUUCGUUUUUAUCAGGAACCAUUUCCACUGUAUCCUGGAGAAAAAUUAGAAAGUGCUGAAAAUUUGCAAGACUUUUCAUCACGAGGCUAUCGCAAGGCCAUGCAUCCUUUGCCUGUUGUGAAAGUCAAUCAAGCCAUCCAGCUAAAAGCUGUCCUUGAUCAUGAGGUUGAUGGGGUACAGAGACAAGCAGGUGAUCUGUGGCAACUGGAAGGACCUUUGACCUAUAAACCCACCGCUGAAGCUGAGAUUGUUGGUUGGGUUAAUGCAGCAGUCAUUGGUCAAGGUCAAGCACUUCAUCUCAGAGCAACCCAAGGAUUUACUGAUAAAGGAAUCACUCGUGUGAGUGGUGAGGAAUGGUUGGUCAGGAAAGCAGGAGCUUAUCUCCCUGGAGUUUAUGAAGAGGUGGUUGAGCUGGUAUCUGCUUACAUCCUCAAGCAAGAUGUUGCUCUACAUCUUAUUGCUGAGCACAAUUGUCAAGAUGCCUUAGGGAGGCAGCGCCAGGCUGGAGAGGAGUGGAUGGUGACAGCUGAUGAUACUGAAAUGUACAUCCCUGAAAUAGGCGAGCAAGCAGUGAAAUCUGUUAAAAAGACAGUCCUCGAGAAGGGUCAGUAUUGCAUCGUUUGUAAUCCGGUGGAUGAAGAUGGGCAUUCUCAGCUUGGAUGUGAAGAACUCCGUAAAGGUCAUACUAGUUUCUUCCUUCAUCCAGGGGAAAGCAUCAAGAGUGGAAUUCAAGAGCAGUUUGUGCUGUCUGAAGAUCAGGCUAUUGUACUGCAAGCUAUCAGUGAGUUUGAGGAUAAUUCAAUCCCAGGUGAACCUCAGAUGCGUAUCUCAGGUGAUCGUUGGAUGAUCCACGGGCCAAUCAGUUACAUUCCACCUGUUCAAGUACAGGUGAUUGAUCAGGGAGAUGGUGCUUUAGUCAGACGUGCUAUUCCCCUUAAUGAUAUGGAAGGAAUAUACGUCCGCAACUUGAAAACAGGAGAGGUCCGUGCUGUGAUGGGUCCUGAUUCCUAUCUGCUGACUGAGCACGAACAGUUGUGGGAAAAGGAACUACCGUCUUUGGUUCUGACUAUUCUCCAGAAUGGUGGAGGUUGUGGAUCAGGUGAUAUCAGGAAGCUUGCUUACUUUGAGUCAUCUAUUGAUGCAGACUAUGCACCUGGCAAGAUAAGAGAUAAAACCAGAGUGGUGAGAUUCCGUUGCCCUGGAAACACAGCUGUUCAGGUUUACAAGUACCAAGAAAAGACAGCUCGUGUUGUAUUUGGUCCCGAUAUGGUCAUCCUUGGACCUCAAGAAGAUUUUAAUGUCCUGAGCUUGAGUGCUGGUAAACCCAAGGUAGAGAAUGCCCUACAGACAAUUUGCCUUAUGCUUGGACCAGAUUACAUUACAGACAUCUUGGAGGUUGAGACAUCAGAUCAUGCAAGACUUAAGGUCCGGAUUGCUUUCAACAACUAUUUUGAGUUUGAACGUGGCAACAAACUAUCAGAAGAAGCCAUUUUCUCUGUUCCUGACUUCAUUGGUUUUGCUUGUCGACAAGUGGGAAGUCGCAUUCGUGGAGCAGUGUCCAGAGUUCGCUUUGAUGAGUUUCAUCGUCAUUCUAGCAAAAUACUCCAAGGAGCUGUCUUUGGCUUUGAUGCUGACGGGAACGUGAAAAACAGACUAAAAUUCAAAGCUAAUCACUUGGUGAUCAGUAAUGUAGACAUUCAAGGCAUAGAACCAGUAGAUCUAACCAUGAGGGACAGUUUGAUCAAAUCUGUACAGAUGGCAAUCGAGAUCUCAACUAAGUCAAUUGAGAGAGCUGCAGCUCAUGAUGCUGCAAGGAAAGAGCAGGAAUCUCAAGGAUUACUGGAAAGACAGAAACUCCUGAAUGAGAAAGAAGCUGAGCAAGAAAGGGCUAAAUUAUUUGAAUUACAGGCAGAGGCUGCAGCUAUUGAAUCAACAGGACAAGCCAAAGCUGAAGCGCAGGCCCGUGCCGAGUCCCUCCUUAUUGAGUGCCACAGUGCCAUUGAUUCAGCUCGUCUUAAAGCACAAGCUGAGGAAGUCAUCCAUGAUGCUGAACUUCAAACUCAGAACCUACUGCGUAUGUCAGAACUUUCCUACAAACGAAGACUGAAUGAAGCUGAGAUAAAAAAAGCCAUUCAGCUGUGUAAUAUUGAGGUGUCUCGUUUUGAUGCUAUGGUAAAGGCUCUUGGUGGAAACACCAUCAUAGCUAUUGCAAGUGCUGGACCCAAACUUCAGGCGGAGCUUAUGGAGGGUCUUGGAAUUGAGUCAACACUCAUGAAUGGUAAUAAUCCUAUCAACCUCUUCAAAACUACCAAGGAAAUGAUUGCAGGGAACUAGUGAAAUCUAUCAAAACCUGCCCCUUUAGCAUAUUGCUGACUUCAAAGUGAUAUUUUGAGGUAUGAAAAUCACAAAUCAAGAAGAUGAACUGUUUACUGCAUGUGCAGCUGACAACAUGUACUUGUUUUGCCUUUGAAAGUUUGAAAAGCUGAUUUUUCUUUUUCACAUUUAUCACCAGCAUUGUAAACAAUGCUGAAUUUCAAAUGUUUCUUGACAUGUAGCCAACAUUAGUAAAGCAGGAAUAAAAGCCAAAAGUCUUUGUACAUGUACUUGUCACAACAAUGCAUUUAUAUUAGUUAUUACCAUUUCUCAGUGCAGUUAAGAUGUCGCUCUGCCAUAUCAGAUAUUCGUGUAUAUUGAAUGCUGCUGUGUUACUGAGAUAUAUCCUUAGAUCCCACUCACCAAGGAAAGGCCCACGUACAUGUACUUAGUGAAUGAUUUGUACACCGAGUAAUGGAUGGAUGUGGAAAGCCUAGGUAACUUCUGAUUUACUGAAGUCAGGUGUAAGAUUUUUUAGGAAUACAUGUAGGAUAUCAUUAAGAAAGCAGUUGAGAUGAUGCAGUGAUGAUGAAUUAUUCAUUAGGCAGAAUUUAUAUGCAAUUUAGCAUAUAAUUUGUACAUAUAUACCUUGAUGUUUGUCUCAAGAUAUUUUUCUACUGUCAGAAAAUAUUUAGCAUCUCGUGGCAAUUUCAAGAAGAUAACAAAAGUGAAUAUAUCAAUACAUAUAUGUGCUUUAUGAAAUGCUAUAAAAAUACAAAUUUCCAUCACACCAUGACGGGAAGUCUUGACAGCUGUCAUAGUUUAAGUAAAUAGAAAUGUUUUACACAUACAAGUGUGUUUUAUUUGUUGAAAUAGUUCAACUUUUGCAAAUUUGCAGCCCGAAUGUUUGAUCUGACAUCACAAAUUUGUGUUUGUGUUCGCUUUUGCGAAAGUAUGAAGUAUAAACCAGCCUUUACAAGUUGUCAAAACUGUUCAGACUGUAAACUGCACAUUUUUAUUUUACAGUUGGUAGCAUAGUAGCACACUUGAUUAAUGUGCAGAGAAUGAGGAGAAUAAGGUACACAGUCUGGACAAAAUCUUACGUCAGUCUUAAAGACUGGUUCUGAUAAUUGUCUAUCUCUCCGUUGCAUGGGCUCUGUGCUGUACAAUGCCUCUUUAUUUAGCAAAAGGAAAUCACAAUUUCAAGCUUUAUUUGUAUCUCAGAUUGAAUUUGACUGUUUCUGACGUAAUGUCAUGUUUAACUUGGAAACUUAUAGCUCUUAUUUUAUGUAAGAAAUCAGGUAAACGUGAUGUACAUGUAUGCCUUCAACAAUCCUGUACAGAUGGAUCCAGCCUAAUUUCAGAACACGAGGGGUAAAAAUCUGGUUCUCAAAAUAACAGAGAAAUUUACGCUUUCAAGCAAAGCAUGUUCAGGAACUUCCAACUUGUUUUGAAAAGGUGGACUACAUGAACAAAAUUGUUUUUAUAUUGCAUACUUCACCUUUUGACAGUUUUUAUUUCAAAAUCUGGAAAGGGCUGAGGUUUCAACUGAAUUGACUUUUCUUCAAGGUACAAAUGGGUAAACUUUAAAUUUUUUAUGCAAAACAAAUAGAGGAUAACCUUACAUUAUCCAAGUGUAUACAUGCAUUCAUAGUUUGACAGGGCUUAAUCUUGCACCAAAAUAGUUGAAAGGGCAUGACAAUUAACAAAUAUACAUUUUUUAAUUGUCAGGGUAGAAGGUACGGUAACUGCUUGCUGUUCUAAACGGUUGUGGCAAGUGGUUAAUCUUUAAACGUAAGCUUAAAGUAUUUGUCAAAAUAGAAUACCUGUGACUUUAAUAUGAAAAGGGUUUUGCAUAAAAAUGGGAAAUCAAAAGAAAUUCAAAGGGGAAAAUGAACAAGGUUCUGAAUUUUAAUUCACUCAUAGUUUAUAACACUCAUCAAGCUUGUUUAGCAAUCUACAUGUUCAGUACAUUGAUUACUGGAUUCAUUUAUUUUCAAGAUGUUGCACGUGCAGCAUGUUUUUGGUAUGAAUAAAUACAUAAGUGGCCUUAUACAA